Molecule: messenger RNA, 4288 nt
Organism: Xenopus laevis (African clawed frog)
Lineage: Eukaryota; Metazoa; Chordata; Amphibia; Anura; Pipidae
Gene: nrk.L
Product: mitogen-activated protein kinase kinase kinase kinase 4
Exons: 32
Coding region: 201-3914 (1237 amino acids)
Source: RefSeq, a predicted model, not a curated record
CUCGGCUUCCUCAGUGUGCUUUCCGGGUUUGCUGGAUGGGAAGUUUCCUGUAUUUGUCACAGACACAUACUGUAUUCAGUUUUAGUCAUGGGCUGACAUACGGUAACAACACUUAGAUCCUCUGCAGUUUUAAAUCCUCUGUGCAGAGUGGCAUCAAAGAAAAGAACUUGUAGAGUUGCACCUUCUGAAUCCCAGCAGAUAUGGCAAGCGUGAUCACUGCUAAAAGUCUGGACUACAUCGACUUGGCCUCUUUGAGAGAACCUGCUGGAAUAUUUGAGCUAGUUGAAGUGGUUGGAAAUGGGACAUAUGGACAAGUUUAUAAGGGAAGGCACGUUAAAACCGGACAACUUGCAGCGAUUAAAGUGAUGAAUGUAACAGAGGAAGAAGAGGAAGAAAUAAAACUUGAAAUAAACAUGCUGAAAAAGUAUUCCCAUCACAGAAAUAUUGCCACGUAUUAUGGGGCAUUUGUGAAAAAAAGUUUGGCAGGCCAGGAUGACCAACUAUGGCUGGUGAUGGAAUACUGUGGAGCAGGCUCAGUUACAGAUUUGGUGAAAAAGACCAAAGGCAACUGUUUCAAAGAAGACUGGAUUGCAUACAUCUGCAGAGAAGUUCUUAGGGGUUUGGCACAUCUCCAUGCGCACCAUGUAAUUCAUCGGGAUAUUAAAGGCCAAAAUGUUUUGCUGACAGAAAAUGCAGAAGUAAAGCUGGUGGAUUUUGGUGUGAGUGCUCAGCUGGACAGGACCAUAGGCAGAAGAAACACUUUCAUCGGAACGCCAUACUGGAUGGCACCCGAGGUCAUAGCAUGUGAUGAAAACCCAGACUCAACAUAUGAUUACAGAAGUGAUCUCUGGUCUUUGGGAAUAACGGCAAUAGAAAUGGCAGAGGGAUCUCCACCCCUGUGUGAUAUGCACCCCAUGAGAGCCCUGUUCCUUAUCCCUAGAAACCCUCCACCAAAGCUGAAAUCCAGGAAAUGGUCAAAGAAAUGCAUUAAUUUUGUCGAUAGCUGCCUCGUUAAAAAUUACUCCCACCGACCCACCACUGAAACUCUGCUGAAGCAUGCUUUCGUUCGAGACAUACAGAAUGAAAGGCACAUUCGUAUAAUGCUUAAGGACCACCUGGAUAGGACGAGGAAAAAGAAAGGAGAAAAAGAUGAAAACGGCUAUGAAUACAGUGGGAGUGAGGAAGAAGAUGAUGAACUCAAUGAAGAUGAAGGAGAACCAAGCUCCAUUGUUAAUCUUCCUGGAGAAUCGACUCUGCGUCGUGAGUUCUUGCGACUGCAGCAGGAAAACAAGAACAGAUCAGAUCCUCAGAGACCGCAGCAAUUACAGCAGCAGCAACUGAAGGACCAGGAGAAAUACAAAAUGCAGCUCCAGGCCGAACGCCAAAAGCGCAUCGAGCAGCAGAAGGAGCAAAGGAAAAAGCUGGAGGAUUUCCAAAGGAGAGAAAGAGAUCCACAAAAGUGCCAGGAAUAUCAGCCAAGAUGGCCAGAGAUGAAGGAAGAUGUAAAAAGUGAUGGAAAGAGAAGAGAAGACAGGAAGCGUGUGGAACAGGAGAGGUGCCUUUUCACAGAUGCACUUGAUAAAAAUGACAGGAAACAGCAAGAAAAUCUAAAGCAUAAAGUUGAUUAUGGAGAAAAGAAGAAAACAGAAGUGCCACAGCAUGGAGGGAAGCCAGAGGAAAGCCAAUCCCAAAAGAAAUGUCAACGUACCUUACCCAAAGAUCAGACACAGCUACUGUUUCUCCAGCAUGAUCACAAAGAAAAAAACCUUGAACCACCAAAAAAUAUGUCAAAUCAUAUACCCGUUGGCAUCGGUUUGGAGGUGCAAGAAAAGAAAAAGACCUGUGCUGAUCAGAGUAACAUGAAAUGGCCAAUUCUUAUGCAUCCAGCACACACCAGGCUUGGGUCAGGAAGCAGUUCCAGUCCGUGUACUCCAGCUUUACCAAGGGCAGUACUACCAGAGAAUCAGAAUCUCCGCUCCAGCAGAGACAAUCAUUACAGCAGCUCCCUGUCUGACAUGGUCAUAACUCCUCUGACUCCUGGAACGGAUGAUGUGUUCUGGGGGGCCAUAAUCAAUGAAGAGCCACCUCCCAAGGUUCCUUUACGAACUACAUCCAAGUUUUACAACAAAGAUAUCCAAGGCCACCAGAGAAGUCCAUCCGGCAGUAUUCUUCAGCCAUCUCCAAAGGAACAGCCUGAAAAAUCCCGCAGCAGUCGAGGUUCAGCAGAAAGCAGCACCCAAAGCAAUCGAUUGCCAUCAGGGUCCUCCAAAGAGAGUCAAGUACAGAACCACCUCCUUCAGCAGUUCAGAAAGCCAGAAAAUGUAGCACAUCCUGAUGCCUACAAGAUAUUGAGUCCGAGUUUCAUAGGGAGAGGGACGGACAAUCCACACUUAAAAGCGUCAUAUUAUUCAUCAUCGAGUGAUGAGAUGGGCAGCAGUGACGAUGAUGCCCAGAAGAAAAGGAAACCACUGAGCAAUGGCAUGAAUGUAUCAAGGCCAAGAAUCCCUGACGGAGUUAAGGAGAAAGCUCAAACAAACAUACUUGAACACAAGGUAGCUGAAAAGCAAAGUUGUAGCAACAAACAUGGAAUCUGGGGCUCCUACAAUCAAAAUUAUCUCCUGCCAGAUCUCUUACAACAGAGUCAUCUUCCAGAGACUUCAGGGAUUCAGCAUAAAACUCCUCAAAACUGCCAGGGACUUUUGAACAAAUCUUUAAAUGAUCAGGCCCCUCAUGGUGAAAAUGUGCAGCAGAAAAACAGCUCAUCAUCUACUGCGUCAUUUAGCCCAUUUAUUGACCCAAGGCUUCUUCCAGUGUCCCCCCCAACAAGCCCAAGUGGAUCUUCUCCUAUCUCAAAAGUGGAACCUUUCCGGAGAGAAAAUGCAAGAAAAGGAUCAGUUGUCAAUGUUAAUCCAACGAACAUUCGACCUCAGAGUGACAGCCCAGAGAUUCGGAAGUAUAAGAAGAAAUUCAAUUCUGAGAUACUUUGUGCAGCUCUCUGGGGUGUCAACCUGCUGGUUGGAACAGAACAUGGCCUGUGGCUACUAGACAGGAGCGGACAGGGAAGGGUAUAUCCACUCAUAAGCAGAAGACGAUUUUAUCAAAUGGAUGUUCUGGAAGGUCUAAAUAUUUUGAUAACUAUAUCAGGUAAGAAGAACAAACUAAGGGUUUAUUAUUUAUCUUGGCUGAGGAACAAGAUCCUACGGAAUGAUCCAGAUGUGGAGAAACGGCAAGGCUGGGUAUCAGUAGGAGAUCUGGAAGGCUGUGUACACUACAAAGUUGUUAAAUACGAGAGGAUAAAAUUUCUAGUCAUUGCAUUGAAGAACUCCGUGGAAGUAUAUGCAUGGGCACCAAAACCAUAUCAUAAAUUUAUGGCUUUUAAGUCAUUUUCAUCUCUUCAUUAUAAACCAUCGUUCGUUGACCUUACAGUGGAGAAUGGUCAGAGGCUGAAGGUGAUAUAUGGUUCAUCAGUGGGAUUUCAUGCAAUUGAUGUUGAUUCUGGGGCAGCAUAUGACCUCUACCUUCCUACACAUAUCCAAGGAAAUAUUCACCCACAUGCUAUCAUCAUUCUGCCCAACACAAAUGGUAUGGAACUAUUGGUGAGCUACGAAGAUGAAGGAGUUUACAUAGAUACAUACGGACGCUUCACAAAAGAAUCUAUUUUGCAGUGGGGGGAAAUGCCUGCCUCUGUGGCGUACCUUCAAUCUAACCAAAUCAUGGGUUGGGGAGAGAAAGCAAUCGAGCUGCGGUCUGGUGAAACUGGAACCUUAGAGGGUGUCUUUAUGCACAAGAAGGCUCAAAAGCUCAAAUUUUUAUGUGAAAGAAAUGACAAGGUGUUUUUUGCUUCGGUGCAAUCUGGAGGCUGCAGUCAGAUUUAUUUUAUGACGCUUGGACAAAAUGCCCUGUUCAACUGGUAAACCAGUUUUGGAUAGCAAAACUGAUUGCUUUUUAUUAAAGGGGACAUAAGCCUUCCCUAAAACUAGACUCUCUUGCACCCUUAACUCUCGAAAGUAGAUAUCUUGACCUUAAGUACAGGUGCAAGGGAACGUAGCAUUGUUUUUGUACAGUGUUGCUUUGAGAAUCCAUCUCUAUUGUUGCUGGGCGACAGAUUUAAACAUGAUAAUAUGCUGUAAAAAGCUGGGUGCUCUAGGGCAGCAACAUUUGAACGAAGCAACAUUGCUGUGGAAGGUUUGUUACCUUUACACGACAAGCUGACACCUUGCUGGUUCCUGCACAUGACAGAUGUGUUUAUUUGAUGUCAUCUUGCAAAAUAAAUGCACUGGAAAAUGUA